AUGGAGAAACACGCGCGCGAGCUGGCGCUGCGCGCGGACGAGCGUCUGACCGCGGCGCGCGCGUCGACGGUGAUCGGAAACGUUGGAGUCACACCGAAUACGCGGUUUCGGGGAUUCUUGCGAGACGUCGCGAGGGCGCUGGCGUCGCAGGGAGGAGCGGGGCCGACGCGAGACGCGCGAGACAUGCCGAGGAUGUCCGACACGUGUUUGAGAGCAAGCUUACACGUCGCUUUGGUUAUUCCACACGACAGAGGUAAGCGUUUGAGAGUGAUUCAGCCUUGGUUUCGUACUUUUCAGUCGUUCACGGGGUUGGAUUGUUUUCGUUCACGUCGUGUGGCGAUCGACGAGGAUACAAACUUCACGAAACUCCUGGCGAAACGAAACUCAGAGGCCGACAGUUAUCUCUUCGCGUCGAAAAAGUUGAGUAAGUCUGAGCGAAAGGGUGGUCUUGGGGCGAAGCACGAGCGCGUGACGACGAGGAGCGUGGACGAAGACGAGAAGCCGAUUCCGAAACCGCUGCAGUCACAGCAAGGAGCUUCAAAACCCACGACGUACGCAACUAAAGCGGGAGCGGGAGCGGGAGCGGGAGCGCAAGGGUCGUCAUCAUUAUCAUCACCGUCGAAGUCGACGCAAAACGGCGGCGGCGGCGGCCGUUCGCUCGGACCGCUCAACUCCCAGGCGCGACGCUCGCAGAGGCGCGAGCGCGAGCGACACGCGAGCGACGCCGCGUCGCCGUCCUCCGCCGUGACUGACGUCGAUCGAUUCGCUCGCGACAAAAAUCGUGAUCCUGUAGUCUUCCCCGCCUUCCGUCGAUCGCCGCACGGCGCCAUCGGGGAUAAGUUCCUACCCACCUCUCGCGAAAGAGACGGCGUUUCGCCUGAAUCGCCCAACCGCGCCGCCGGCCGUCGAUGA
Messenger RNA from Ostreococcus tauri, 912 nucleotides. RefSeq names its product unnamed product. The transcript is spliced from 2 exons. NCBI's taxonomy places the organism in Eukaryota, Viridiplantae, Chlorophyta, Mamiellophyceae, Mamiellales, Bathycoccaceae. The record is from RefSeq and is a predicted model, not a curated record. The coding region runs from base 1 to 912 and encodes 303 amino acids.